AUGAAACAACAACUUCAUUAGUUGAAUCAACUUCUAUCAUAUCAUAAACAACAACUAAAGUCCCAUCAACAAUUACAACUGCUAGACCUACAGAAAAAUACCUUACUGACAAUGUUUGAAGCUGCAUGUAAAAACGGCAGACUAGAAUUCGGUGAAGAAUGUGAUGACGGAGACGUGAAUUCAGCAAUGUAAUCAUAUAUCUUUCAUUAAUUUAUCCAAAGUUGCAAUGAAUACUGCCGACUUGCUACUGGAGUAAUGCACUACGGAUCACCUGGACAGAAAUCAUUUGGAUCGCUCAAUGAUUGUAGUUAAAAUACCCUCACUGUGUAGCAUUGCUAUGAUCACAAUAUCGAUAAUGGCGAUGGAUGCUCGAAUCAAUGCAAAGUGGAUCCACUUUGGAGCUGCUAUAAAGAAUUCAAAGAUGAUAAGAAUGAUUUCUAUUGCUUCAACAAGGAUUAUUAAAAUUACUAGCCGAGUCCCUCUCCUUGGUGGUGGAUCGAACCGCCUACUAAAUAUAAUAGUGACUGUAUAAAGGAUGGAGUAUUAUCAGAGUACGAGCAAUGCGAUAAUGGUCUCACAACUCAAGAAACUGGGUAUUUACUGUUUAUAUAUAACUUUAUAGCUGUGAUUUCAAUUGUAACGUAGAGAUGGGAUGGUCUUGUGUCUCAAAACUAUAAGAAAAAUCUCAUUGCUACAGGACCUGCUUAUUUGUUGGAACAAAAUGUCUAGACAGGAAUCAUUUGCACUUUGGAUUGCUAUAUUGAGUGGGGAUAUGGAUUUUCAGUUAAGAAGAUUUCGGAUGCAGAAUAUGAUUAUGAGAUAAUAACAUUUGUAUCUCAAACCACAACAUUACCAGACGAAACAACAACUUCAUCUGUUGAAUCAACUACAAUCAUAUCAUAAACAACUACUAAAGUCUCAUCAACAAUUACAACAGCUAGACCUACAGAAAGUUAGACAUCCGCGUCUACUUAAGUCACUUCAACAACCGAUAGUAUUUCAAUAACUGAUUCUCCAACGAGUCCACCUCCAAUAUCUUAAACUUCAACUAUAAUUUCAACAUAAUCUACAACUAUCACUACUAUCAGCACUACAGAAGCCCCCAGCGUCAAAUAAUGUAAACAGGCAGUUUCUCUAUUUGAUUAAACAGAAGGUACAGCAGAUUCACAAGAAGGGGAAUAGAUCACAUGUGCUAGCAUGAGUAUAUGCCCAGAUGGUUCACAACCACCCUGUAAUUGGAGAAGAAAAACGCUUACAUCCUGUCAAGAGAAAGAUUAUGCUUAAAGCAAUAAUAGAAGAUUCCUUGGAAAUAAUUCUACUGCUUAAAACUCAGCUACUAUGAGAAUAAAAACUAAUUCUUUGCCAAAUCAUUGCUUCUAGACAUAGGAAACAUCUAUAGUAAAAGAGAACGACAUUGAUUUUGAAGUUGAGUGA
This is a messenger RNA of Stylonychia lemnae, 1434 nucleotides long. The record is from the annotation of a GenBank genome assembly. NCBI's taxonomy places the organism in Eukaryota, Ciliophora, Spirotrichea, Sporadotrichida, Oxytrichidae.